Messenger RNA from Striga asiatica, 2004 nucleotides. NCBI's taxonomy places the organism in Eukaryota, Viridiplantae, Streptophyta, Magnoliopsida, Lamiales, Orobanchaceae. The record is from the annotation of a GenBank genome assembly.
AUGAAUACGACCUCUUUCCCCGCAAGCCCACUGCCCGCGCAGCACCCCACAUUCCGUCCGACCACCACCGUUCUCUUAUCGCCGGGAAUUAUCAAACAACACCGACGCAAGCCCCAUCCUCCAUCCUGUGCCUCCUUGCCGCGGCCUACGAAACACGUAUGGCGGCGGCAACCCUCGCCCGCCCCACCAACACCCAUCGACCCGCCGCAUCACCGGAAGCACAACUCCGUCCACAUCGACCACCGCGUGGACAUGGACGACCUCCUGUCGUCCAUCCGCCAGACCCGCGACGAGCGCGAGCUCCACUCCCUCAUGUCGCCGUACAAAUCACGCGUCCUCUCCUCGCGGUUCAUUGUCUCCCUCCUCUCCCGCGAGCCCGACUGGCGGCGCUCGCUCGCCCUCCUCGACUGGAUGAACGACGAGGCCCACUAUACCCCCUCUGUCUUCGCCUACAACGUCGUCCUCCGCAAUGCACUCAGGGCGAAGCAGUGGGUCAUCGCCCAUGGCCUGUUCGACGAAAUGUCCCACAGAGGAUUGUCCCCUGACAGGUACACUUAUUCAACCCUAAUCACACAUUUCGGUAAAUCGGGCCUUUUCGACAACGCCCUCUCCUGGCUUCAGAAAAUGGAGCAGGCAAAUGUCCGUGGAGAUCUUGUUCUGUACAGUAAUCUAAUUGAGCUCUCCCGCAAGCUCGGUGACUACUCUAAAGCCAUCUCCAUUUUCUCCCGCCUCAAGAGAUCUGGAAUCCGUCCUGACCUAAUUGCAUACAACUUGAUGAUCAACAUUUUCGGAAAGGCCAGGCUUUUCCGUGAAGCCCGCGCUCUUCUUGACGAGAUGAGGACUGCCGGAGUCGAGCCCGACACACUUAGUUACUCGACUCUCUUAACAACAUUCGUCGAGAACAAAAAGUUUCGGGAGGCCUUUUCCGUUUUCAGGGAAAUGAGAGAAAUCGAGUGCCCGCUCGAUUUAAUCACGUGCAACAUCAUGAUUGAUGUGUUCGGCCAGCUCGACAUGGCCAAGGAGGCCGACAAACUCUUCUGGGGAAUGAGAAGAUUGAAAAUCGAGCCUAAUGUGGUGAGUUACAAUACACUAUUGAGGGUUUACGGUGAUGCCGGCCUUUUUGGAGAGGCAAUUCACUUGUUCAGGUUGAUGCAGAGAAAGGAAAUCGAGCAGAACGUGAUCACUUACAAUACCAUGAUCAUGAUUUACGGGAAAACCCACGAGUACGAGAAGGCGAAUAAUCUGAUUCAAGAAAUGCAAGGAAAAGGGAUCGAGCCAGACACGAUCACUUAUUCGACGAUAAUCUCGAUAUGGGGCAAAUUCGGAAAAUUGGAUCGGGCGGCCAUUUUGUUCCAGAAGCUUAGAAGCUCAGGCAUUGAAAUCGACCAAGUCCUUUACCAGACGAUGAUAGUGGCUUAUGAGAGAGCUGGGCUUGUGGCCCAUUCCAGACGGCUGUUAACUGAGCUAAAGAGGCCCGAUAACGAUAAUAUUCCUAGGGAGACAGCUGUCAGGAUCUUGGCCCGUUCGGGCCGGGUUGAAGAGGCCACAUGGGUUUUCAGGCAGGCGGUUGAAGGUGGGGAAAUAAAGGAUUUAUCGGUUUUCGAGCAAAUGAUUUAUCUUUUUUCUAAAUAUAAAAAGUUCAGUAAUGUGGUUGAGGUUUUUGAGAAAAUGAGGAAAAUGGGGUGUUUUCCGAGUUCGGAAAUUGUGGGGCUUGUUCUGAAUGCGUACGGGAAGAUGGGAGAGUUUGAGAAGGCAGAAAGGGUGUAUGGGGAAAUGGAGGAAGAGUGUGUUUUCUCGGACGAGAUUCAUUUUCAGAUGCUGAGUAUUUAUGGGGAGAGACGGGAUUUCAAGAGGGUUGAAGAGUUGUUUGGUAGGCUGGAGAGGGAUGAGAAUGUGAACCAGAAGGAUUUGCAUCUUCUGGUGGCUGGGAUUUAUGAGAGGGCUAAUAGGUUUAGUGAUGCGUCGAGGAUUGUUAAUCGAAUGAGGGAUAAAAGAUUUCGAUAG